Messenger RNA from Metarhizium acridum CQMa 102, 2898 nucleotides. Lineage: Eukaryota; Fungi; Ascomycota; Sordariomycetes; Hypocreales; Clavicipitaceae. The record is from RefSeq and is a predicted model, not a curated record.
AUGCCUCGACCCUCAAAGCGACUUAGGCGGUCCCCUACCGCUGAUAGCACACCGUCGACUUCGACAAGUGAAGAGCACUCAAGUCUCACACAUGAGCGCGACAGCCUGGCUGGAAGUGAACCGAGACCAGGCAGUGAGCCCGAUGCAGCCAUGGAUCCCACUCUGCUGGAUGAAGAGGUAAUACCAGAAGCUGAAGAGGCCUUGACCAACAAAAAGAAGGUCGGUAAAGCAUACGCCUUUGGCAGUGGCGGCUACAAUUCUCUGAAAUCCUUCAACGGCCAGUACUACUCCGGCAUGGCGGUUGGUGGCUCUCACACUUGGAACUACGACGGCGGCGUGUGGCACGAGGUCAAGGCGGAACCGGACCUGUGGAAGAUAAACUACGAGACGAAGAAAAGGAGGGCCAGAAAGGCCCCCGAACGAAGCGGUGCGCCCGUAGGCACCGAGUACCAUUGGCUAAUUGUUGCACACCAGCACGUACGGAAAGUCGAUGCAAACACCUACGAAACACACCUCGAGGGAUCGAAAUAUAAGCUUGCUCAUAAAGUCGCCACGUCGAACUCAUGGUCGAUUCCCACGGUGAAGGGACAGCGCGCACGCGAGGUGGAAUUAUUGGAAGACGCCAAGCGACGCGUUCAACAGUUGCCGCCUGUAUUGGGCAGUGAAAAGGUCAAGGUGAAGGCGGUCGAGAAGGGGCAGCAGAAGCUCGAGGACAUGUUCAAAAAGAACCAAGAGAUCUUGCAUGUCUGCUCUGCAGCAACGAGAAAACUAGCAAAGUUCUGGAAAGCGAUUCACAGCAAAGAUAGGCUUACGCAUCCAUUGAUUCGGCGUAAUGGCAAGCUAGAGAAAGCGUCGUGGGACGAAGCGAUGGAACUUGUUGUGCAAAAGGACAAAGAGCUUCUCAGACGGAUCACCGCGCAUAGCAUCGCGUUUUAUACGAUGGGACAGUUGUUUCUCGAGGAGUAUUAUGCAUUGGCCCUCAUUGGUAAAGCAGGGCUUCAGACAUUUUAUGUGGACGGUAACACGCGACUUUAUACCGCAACCGCAGUUGCCUCCAUGAGGGAAUCAUUUGGUUCGGAUGGCCGACCAGGAUCGUAUACGGAUAUUAACUACACUGACUGUUCGUUUCUUGUGGGCCAUAACAUGGCAGCUACACCAACUGUGCCCUGGUCCAGAGUCCUUGAUAGAAUACAUGGUCCUAAACCUCCCAAAUUAAUUGUAGUCGACCCGCGUUACUCGGAGACAGCAGGAAAGGCGGAUGUGCAUCUCACGCCGCGGACAGGAACGAAUCUAGCCUUGCUCAACGGUAUCCACCACCUGCUGUUCAAGAACGACUGGAUUGACCGGGUUCACGUCCAGAAGCACGUGGUCGGCCUAGAGACACUUGAGAAGACCGUCUCGAAAUAUACUCCGGAAAAUGUCGAAGAAAUCACUGGAGUUACAGCCACGAAGCUCCAGCAGGCGGCGCAAAUAAUCGGGACAACACUAACUCUGCAGUCUACAGCUGCUUUACAAGCCCUGUAUCAGUCCAACCAAGCCACGGCAAGUGCUUGUCAGAUAAACAAUAUCAACCUUCUUCGCGGACUCAUUGUUCAGCCUGGCAGUGGCGUGCUCCAGAUGAACGGACAGCCCACGGCUCAAAAUAACCGCGAAGUGGGUUGUAACCACCAAAAUUCGGCACAUUUCGACGAACUGGCCAAGCUUUGGAACCUGGACAAGAUUCGCAUCCCACACUGGAAUGAGCCGACUCACAUAGAGAACAUGCGAAAGUUUAUGCAAAAUGGAACUAUACGCAUGGUCUGGGUCAGUGGGACAAAUCCACUCGUCAGCCUUCCGAACUUGUCAGCAAUCAUAGACAUGUUUACCCAAGCGGAGAUUUUUGUCGUCUGUCAAGAUAUCUACUGGACUGAGACGGUGGUCGUGGCAGAUGUUGUCCUACCUGCUGCUCAGAGGGGAGAGAAGACAGGAUGUUUUACAAAUGCUGACCGGACAGUGCACAUUUCCCACAAGGCUGUCGACCCUCCGGGAGAAGCAAAAGCCGACCUUGAUGUAUCCUUAUCCUUUGCGCGCAGAAUGGCAUUCAGGGAUAAUCAACACCCCCAAGGCAAAGAGCGACUGUUCGACGAUGGGGUCUUCUUCACGGACAUGGAUUAUGGUAAAAGCUUUGGGCACGAUUUAGAAACAGGCGCCCCGUUCGCCGCGCAAUAUUACAGGCAACUCAACCCUGCCGGGCGAGCAAUCCUGAAAGCCUGUCACUAUUUGCCAAGUUACGAGAUGCCCAAUGCCGAGUACCAGCUUCGACUCUCAACGGGUCUUAAUGUGUACCACUUUCACACCAGGACGAAGACGGGGAGGACAGCCCUUCAGGAAUCUUGCCCAGAACCCCAUGUCCGGAUUUCAGAGAAGGAUGCAAAAACAUUCAAUGUAAGCAAUGGAGAAAUGGUGAUGGUCAAGUCAAGAAGAGGCGAGGUCGAGCUCAAGGCCUCCGUCGGAAAGAUUUCCCAAGGGGCUCGUGCUGCUAAUGAGCUGACAAUUCGAGCAGUGCAGAUCCUAAAAGUGCCCAUCCCGAAUCAACCAAGCAACAGUACACAUCCCGCUACUAUCAAGGAAAAUCAAACCGAAGCAGUCUGCGCAGCGUGUAACAAGGACGCAGUCACUUCAACCAAAGCCCCUGACGACCUCGCAAAUCGCAAACGACACCUUGAGCUCUGGCUAGGAGAGACUUACGAGGCCAUUAAUCUCCUAAACCAAGUUCUGGAGAAUCUCCUGCCAAAACUUCUCCUCGAUUCAGACGCGCAUUCUGGCAUACGGUCCCUCCACAUGAUCUGCGAGCGAAUUCGCCGCUGUCUUGAGCCACAGGUUGAGAAAUUCGGAGAGGAAAAAGGAAGCUGGGCGUAA